Linepithema humile (Argentine ant) is the source of this 7009-nucleotide messenger RNA. RefSeq names its product hulk (gene hlk). The record is from RefSeq and is a predicted model, not a curated record. Lineage: Eukaryota; Metazoa; Arthropoda; Insecta; Hymenoptera; Formicidae.
ACGUCGUCGACGUCUUCUUCGUCAUCGCCGUCGCCGUUUCUCCCUGCGUGGCCGGCACUGUCCGAAAAAUCAAAAAUAGCCGAAUGUACGGCAGUCAGUGCGGCGAUGUCGACGGCGAACGACGUUUCGGCGGUACGGUACGGCCGAUGGUGGUGGUGCUGGCGAAGAAGAAGGCGGAGUACUGCUAACCGCGGCCCUGCGAUGCCGACGACGACGACGAGGACGGCGACGGACUAUCCGGGGACGACGAUUGUCCUUCUCACCGUGCUGGCGUUGGUGUCGGCCCUCCUGGGCCACGUUGACGCCGCCGCAAGGACGAAAGCCGAGGAGUCGGCCUCGUCCCGCGGCUCGGCCGGCAGGCAAAAGGAGGCCGAGCCGGUGAUCGAGGAAGUCACUGCCAAGCAACUCGAACGGCUCCUCAACGAGAAGGACUUUGUUGCCGUGUAUUGGUACGCUCGGAGUUGCACUACAUGCGACAAGGUCCUGGCCGAACUGGAGAAAAUCGACGACGAUACAGACCACUUUGGAGUCGACUUUGUCAAGAUCAACGAUAAACGACUGGCAAAGCAAUAUGGUAUCAAGAAUUUCCCGGCUCUUACGUAUUUCCGCGAGAAAGAACCAAUUAUAUACGAUGGUGACCUGAUGGACGAGGAAAAUGUAUUGGAUUUUCUCACGAGUCUGGAAGCGAUGGAUUUACCGGAUCGCAUCGAAGAAGUUAACGCAAAAAUCCUGACGAAAAUUGUCGAGGAUACGGACUUCGUGGCGGUUCUUUUCUGUCCGGACACGGAGCGGUGUGCGGGCGCCGGUUCUAACAAGCCAGACUGCAAAAAGUGUCUCAAGGCCCUGCAAGAACUGGAGAACAUCGACGACGAAGCCGAUCAAUUAGGUAUCGGCUUCGUAAAGAUCGCGGACGAACAGCUCGCGGACGAGUAUAAUCUCGGUCCUCUCCCAGCUCUUGUGUAUUAUAGGCACCAAAUCCCAAUCAUUUACGAACAUGAAUUGAGCAGAGAGGAAGAUGUGCUGGAGUGGCUGGUGGCGAACAAAAGCACGGGAGACGAAGAGGAUGUUAUCGAAGAUGUCACCGCCAAGACGUUAAACACACUGAUCGGAAACAUUGACAAUCUAGUCGUUCUGUUCUACGAUCACGGUGAUGAGGACUCUAUGCAGGUCCUGAACGAGCUGGAAAAGAUCGACGACGACUGCGACAAGCACGGGAUUCAGUUCGUGAAGAUCGACGACGAGAAGGCGGCGCAGGAAUUCGGAAUCGACAAUCUACCCGCGAUCGUCUACUUCGAGAAACAGAUCCCAAAUAUUUACGACGGAGAUAUUGAGAACGAGGAUGAAAUCCUGGAGUGGCUGUUAUCGCAGCUCGAGAAGGAUGAGAUCGAAGACGUCACCGAUGAGAUGCUGGACCGCCUUAUCAAAGAUGGAAAAACCUUGGCCGUGCUCUUCUACGACAACAACGAUCGAAAGUCGCAGAGGGUCCUCAACGAAUUGGAGAACAUCGACGACGAGUGCGAUCAGCUCGGCGUGACGUUCGUAAAGAUCGACAACGUGGAGGAGGCUAAGGAAUAUGGUAUCAAUAAAGUGCCUGCGAUGCUCUACUUCGAGAAGGGUAUUCCGAUGGUGUACGAAGGCAACCUGGAGGACGAGGAGAAGGUACUCAAAUGGUUGGAGCAACAACAGAAGGCCGACCAAAUUGAGGAUGUCACCGACGAGAUGCUCGACAUGGUUAUCGAUAAGAUGCCGCUCGUAGCCGUCCUCUUUUAUGACAAAGAUCAGAAGAAGAGUCAGAAGGUGGUGAGCGAACUGGAGAACAUCGACGACGAUUGCGACCAGCACAACAUAGCCUUCGUGAAAAUCAGUGACACGGAAGAGGCGAAGGAAUACGGCAUAGACUCGCUUCCGACUUUGGUGCUCUUCGAACGGAAGAUACCACACAUUUACGACGGCGAUCUCAUGAACGAGGAUCAGAUACUGGGCUGGCUGUUGCAUCAGAAAAAACACGCCGAGAUCCCGGAAGUAACGGACGAAAUGGUCGAAAAGCUCGUAGAGUCCGCGCCGUACACGGCAGUCCUGUUUUAUGACAAGGACGACAAGCAGGACAUCCGGAUCCUGAACGAGCUGGAGAACAUCGACGACGAGCUGGAGAAGGAGGGCAUCGUCAUCGUCCGGAUGGACAACGACGCCGAGGCGAAGGAAUACGGCAUCGAUCAUCUGCCGACCCUGGUGUACUUCGAGGACAAAAUCCCGGCGAUCUACGAGGGCGAUUUGCUCAACGAGGACGAGGUCCUCGAGUGGCUGAUACAGCAGAAGAACAGCGCUACCAUUGAGGAGGUCACGGAUGAAAUUUUGACGGAUCUCAUAGACGAUCACGAAUACGUUGUAGUAUACUUCAGCGGAAGCUGCGACGAAGGAGAAGAGUGCGACAGUAUUCUCGACGAUUUAGAGAAUAUCGACGACGAGUUGGACGAGACGGGAAUUGUAUUCGUCACCACGGAGGACACCAGCAUGGCGAAGAAAUAUGGUAUCAAGACUUUCCCUACCCUCGCGUUCUUCCGAAACAAGGACCCUCUGAUCUACACCGGUGAUCUCGACGACGAGGACGAAGUGCUGUCCUGGAUCACGGACGAGGACACUUUGGAAAUACCGGGAAAAAUCGAGGAGGUCAACGCUAGGAUGCUGGAGAACAUUCUCGACGAAAACGACUACGUCGUCGUCUUUUUCUACAAAGAAGGCGAUAAGAAGAGCCAGAAGAUUCUGCAAGAGCUCGAGAAUAUCGACGACGAGUGCGAGGAGAAGGAGAUUGACUUUGUAAAAAUAUCCGACGAAGGAAUCGAGAAGGAAUACGAUCUUCCGGGAUUGCCGGCACUAGUGUUCUACAGACACAAGUUCCGGCAGAUCUAUUCGGGUGACAUGAUGCACGAGGAAGAGAUUUUGGAGUGGGUCCUCGAGCUUCGCACAACCACGCCAGAUGUUAUCGAGAGUGUCGAUAGGAAGACGUUGCAAGUGCUCAUCAACGAUGUCGAGCAUCUUGCCGUGUUCUUCUACGACGACAAAUGUGAAUCCUGCGGACAGAUCCUCGAGGAAUUAGAAACGAUUGAUGAUGAUACCGACAAGCACGGUAUCCAAUUCGUCAAAUCGAACGACGCUAAACUGGCGGCUGAAAUCGGCGUUUUCUCCUUCCCGGCUCUCGUUUACUACGAGACCGGCGUCCCCAUCAUGUACGACGGUAAUCUUAAGAACGAGGACAGAGUUCUGGAAUGGCUAAUCGAACAGAAAAGUAAUGAUAGUGAUCGUGAUGAUGAUGACGAUGAUGAUGAGGACGAUGAUGAGGACGAUGAUGAUGAUGAUGAUGAUGAUGAUGAUGAUGAUGAUAAUGAUGAUGAUGAUGAUGAUGAUGAUGAUGAUGAUGAUGAUGAUGAUGAUGAGGAUGAGGAUGAUGAUGAUGAUGAAGACGACGAUGACGAAGACGACGAUGACGACGACGACGACAACGACGACGACGACGACGACGACGACGACGACGACGACGAAGACGACGAUGACGACGACGACGAAGACGACGACGAUGACGACGACGACGACGAAGACGAUGAUGAUGACGACGACGAUGAUGAGAAUAAUAAUGAUGAUGAUGAAGACGAUGAUGAUGAUGAUGAUGAGGAUGAUGAUGAUGAUAAUGAUAAUGAUGACGACGACGACGAAGAUAACGAUAAAAAGUUGAACAAAGCCCUCAAGAAAAUCCUGGACAAAGGCGACGGCUGUUUCUACAUCGGGAUGGGAGGUAAAAGCGCGAAACCCAAGAUUCCCUCCUAUGAGCCCUACCAGUGCUGUCCCGCCAAGCUCGCCCACGGCACCAAGGUCGCCAAGGUCACCAAAAUCAGCCCGAUUGCCAAGGACAAGGGCAAAUCUCACGGCGCCGGCAGAACGGAUAAGCCGCAACUGCCGGCCCUGAAGCCGAUAAACAAGCUCACGGCCAAGGAGAGCAAAAAAUCAGCGACGAUAUCGCCGAGAGUCGACGUCGACGCGAAGGAAUCCAAGUCUAAGGCCAAGAGAGGAUUUUUCGGAAGCGAUGCUUAGCGUAGUAAGCGGGAAGAGAAAGGGAACGUAGGAAAACGAGUGAGCUCGAUGAAAGAUUUUCUGAAGCCGAGCCACACCCCCGCGCGAGGAGGAUCGCCGCAGCGGAGAUGAGACACGGUCACACCUGACUCUUCGUCUUUCGUAUCUCGGAUGCAGGUACCCCGCGGGUCUCGCGCGAUCCAUGAAGAAGCGUCCAAGAACGCGCGACUUCCGGACGAGCAAGAGACGAUCGAAGACACGUGACUUCCACGCGGCUGGCACCGGCGGCUGAAUCCUCCGAGUCCUCGGGAUAAUCGAGCACCGAUUUGCUUUGACCGCGCCGACCGAUUCGUUAAAUUAUCGAGCUACUAAUCGAGCAAUCAACGGCACGUGUAAUCGAUUCAACGCGCCCGCGACGGGGCUAAGGCUAUUCACGAAUUACGAGGAUGCCUCGAUCGUAAUUGUUAACGGCGAGUAGCGAUUUUACACAGAUGCUGUUUCUUAAAUUUAAUAUAACGCUUUGAAAUUUGAAAUUUCUUUCGCUCCAAGACGCAAUUCGGAAAUCAGCCUGGCCCCGUCCUGAUGUUCGCAAAUCCCUCUUCGCAAGUCUAGCUUCCCGUAAGUUUCGCCUGUCGUUGAUCGGUUCGAAACGUCCGCUUCCGGACCACGCGCCUCCCCGAAUGAACAUCGCCGUUGAAGAGGACGGAUGACAAGGGCGUAUUUAAUAUGAAAAAAAAAAGGCGCGACGGAGAGCGCGAGUACGAAUUUUUCUGUCCUCUCACUGAGAGUUGGAUCGUGGACUGUUGCAGUUAUGGCUGGAAUUCCGUACCUCUUGAAGGUCUAAACGGCCGACGCGCACACCAGCGUCUGGGCGCGCGAGGUUCGAGCUGUGAACGACGAUUGAAGGAACGAGGAAAAAGUACUCGCAGGAUGACACAUGGUUUAGUUGGUGCCGUGGUCGCAAAGCUCGCGCGACAGAAAAUGACGGAAAAAAAAGAAACUACGAGGAACAGCUCGGACAAUCACAGCGGACAAAAUUUCGCUGCUGAGCGAAUUUAUGUUGCCAAUAAAAAAAAAAAACAAAAUAUGUCGCUGCCAUUUUAACAAUGUCUAUCGUUGUCGAUUCUCAACAACAUCGCCCACGCAUCAUUGUGCUCGUCCUCGAACUCAUUGACGUUUAUCGUUAUUAUACUCGCGUCAUUAUUGUCAGCGUCAUCGUCAUCAGCACUAUAAAUAUAAUGUCAUCCUCAUCGCCACAAGUCAACGACAUCUUUCUUCUCGAUGUAUUCAUCCAUGCGUCACGCGCAGAAACAUCAAUGGAAACGUCUGCGAGCGAUUUUUGAUAUUUCUGUACAUAUGCAAGAAGCCCAGUUAUUAGAAGCAUCCUACGAUCGAUAAAAGGAUAUUAUAGAGGAAUAAUUUCGCCCUGCACAUUGGCUAAUGUUUACGACACUAAAAGAGAUAUAUUCGAGAAGAGCAACGCGUUCGACAGAUGUGUCAAGUCCGAUGGUCACGCGCGAAUAUAUAGAAUUAUUCUCGCAACGUAUGCAUUUCUUAUAUAGAAUCUCGAUCCUUGACAUCCGGCCAUCGUCUAACGCUGAAUAUUGUUUAUCGGUUUUUUUUUUGUUUUUACUCGUUAACCCGUUAACGUCACAACGAGCGAUACCGCCCACUGUUGCAUUUCAUCGGUAACAUUCGCGCGGUAAAGGGUAGGACUUUCUAGUGUAGAGAAAAGGGAAAUAUAACGGUCGCUGUUGCCGAGACUCUAUCAUAGUGUUCUACCUAGAUUUCGCGGUAUGCGCUUUGGCGAUUAAUUUUUUUUUUAACGUGAGAUUAAUUGUUUGUAACACUAAAAUCUUUCGCACUGGAGCCUCAUCUUUAUCGAUCUCCGUAUGCUUUCUCGGCCCCAAAUAGAAGCCUAUCGAUUCUUGAGCUAAUUUUCCUCUCCUAUAUUAUUUAUAAGACAAGAAGAUCUCAAGAUUGAAAGAGCCUGAAGUCAUGAAUUAGCACAGAGCUAUGAACGAAUGUCUUGCCUAUCAUUUAUCUUUCUAAUACGCGAACUUGUGUGUUUAAGUUAAUCAUUUAUUUUAAAACGAAAUCUUCGUAAACUUUAUCAAAAAUUCAAUGAUAUUGAUUCGAUUGGCAAUUCGAAACUCUGGCAAUUUAAUCGAUUAAAAUUGCCAAAGUUUCGAAGUAUUCGAUAUCAUAAACUAAAAUAACUGAAACUAUAUAUAAAUCUGCCAUCGAUAUCGUGAUCUCAUUUUUGAAAUUUCGGAAAGUAAGAAAUCGAUAAAAAAGAAUACAUUACAAUAAAAAAAAGGUAUUCUAAUUCGAAACGCUAUUUUUAGUUUCGUAAACAAAUCCUAAUCUUUUUUUCAUGUUACAUCGAGGCUCGAGUGAGUUUCUUAUCGCAUCCACUAUCACUAAUCGCUUAUAUAUAGCUGCAUGAACCGACAUAAAAACGUAAACGAAGAAUAGCUUAUCGGCGAUUAGAUCGCGCGACGAAACUACGAUAAAGGCGCUCAUUUAUUUAUUUACUUAUUUAUUUAUUUAUUUGUACAUUGAAAUACCUCUUAACUUCAAUACUCGCCGUUUUGUCGCUCAAUGUCCGAUAAUCUGCGCAAGAUACAAACACGCCACGCUCGAAAUUGUCAAGUCAUAGGUGAGAUACGCGUAAUAAUAUUGUAUAUCCCGACAUAAGAGCGUGACAUCGAUCAUUUUAGACACUUUAGAGAGAUUUAUUGCGUCGUCAACGGAUGAAACCUUUGCGAUCAACGCAAAAUUCAUUGUCGCACUGUAUCUGUGAUCACGAUUAUCAGACGUCAUGAAUUAUUGCUCGUGAACGUUUGUGUGCGAGCCAAUAAGUCCUUGUUAUUCGCAUAAGAAAGCAGCAUGUACGAUAAUAAAAAUCGAUAUUAUACGAUAACAAUAAAUACAUUUCCUAAUA